Pelecanus crispus (Dalmatian pelican) is the source of this 799-nucleotide messenger RNA. Lineage: Eukaryota; Metazoa; Chordata; Aves; Pelecaniformes; Pelecanidae. The record is from RefSeq and is a predicted model, not a curated record.
UUUUGCAGAAGAUGUCAUUCACAUCUACUAUGAGAGCGAUGAGGUGGUGUGUGAGGAUGUGGAGCUCCAGGCCUUCAUCAAAGACAUUUACGUCUAUGGGAUGAGGGGUACGAAGGCCUCAGGGUUUCCUAAGACGAUCAGGACACGAGAGAAGCUAGCAGAAUAUCUCACGGUGAUAAUGUUCACCACAUCGGCCCAGCACGCAGCUGUGAAUUUUGGUCAGUAUGACUGGUGUUCCUGGAUUCCCAAUGCCCCACCAACAAUGCGCCGCCCUCCUCCAGCAGAAAAGGGGACAGUCACCAUCGAGCAAAUUGUGGAGAGUUUGCCAGACAGGGGACGUUCUUGUUGGCAUCUUGGAGCUGUCUGGGCCUUGAGCCAAUUCCAGGACAAUGAACUGUUUCUGGGCAUGUACCCAGAUGAACACUUCGUUGAGAAGCCAGUGAAAGAGGCUAUGGCAAAAUUCCGCAAGAAUCUGGAUGAGAUCGUCAACGCUAUCACCGAGCGCAACAAGAACAAAAAGCUUCCUUACUACUACCUUUCCCCAGAUCGCAUUCCCAACAGUGUUGCUGUUUGAGCAGAUACCCAGGAGAGUUUGGAGGCAUGUAAAGCUGAUGAUGCUUUCCUGUUACAUAUGCUUCUUUUCAACAAACUUUCAGAAAUGGAUAAAAUAAGAAACCCACCUUCUCCAUCAGAGCUGACCCACAGUCUAUUUGGACUUUCAAAACAAAUUUGACUAUGACUGAUCAUGCAGACAAGGUCUAAUUGACAACCCUCUAAGACAAUUUUGUUACAAGUUUAU